AAGUCUGAAAGAGUUUCUCGGUCGUUAGGGCUAGGCUGACGGUGACGGACGUAGUACCGUAAAUCCAUCGAUCCGAACUGAAUUCUAGAGAGAUGAGUUCCUCAGCUUCAACUAAGGGCGGCAGGGGAAAGCCAAAGGCUUCCAAAUCGGUUUCUAGGUCUCAGAAGGCCGGUCUGCAGUUCCCCGUGGGGAGGAUCGCCAGGUUUCUCAAAGCCGGCAAGUAUGCCGAGCGUGUCGGUGCCGGUGCUCCGGUCUAUCUAUCUGCCGUUCUGGAGUACCUCGCCGCUGAGGUUCUUGAAUUGGCUGGAAAUGCUGCAAGGGACAACAAGAAGAAUCGUAUUGUGCCGAGGCACAUACAGCUUGCGGUGAGGAAUGACGAGGAAUUGAGCAAGCUAUUGGGAUCCGUUACGAUCGCCAACGGUGGGGUUUUGCCCAAUAUUCAUCAGACUCUCUUGCCGAAGAAGAUUGGGAAAGGGAAGGGCGAGAUCGGAUCUGCCUCACAGGAGUUCUAGAUUCUUUUAUGUCAUUCUCGCCCCUUUGUUUUUGGAUCCUGGAUGUAUAUUAUUUAGUUAUUAGCCCUUUUUGUUACUAUCCCUUUCUUCUAAAUCAAUCGAAAGUGCUUGUUUUUAGAAACAAUCAGGCUAAUUUCUAUCAA
Molecule: messenger RNA, 655 nt
Organism: Nelumbo nucifera (sacred lotus)
Lineage: Eukaryota; Viridiplantae; Streptophyta; Magnoliopsida; Proteales; Nelumbonaceae
Product: histone H2AX
Cellular component (GO): nucleosome
Molecular function (GO): structural constituent of chromatin; protein heterodimerization activity; DNA binding
Source: RefSeq, a predicted model, not a curated record